AAACUUUCGAAGUGAGCGGAUGUGCGUCGCGAACGCAGCACAACAAGUUCGACGCGUAUUUUUCCCCCCAAACGCAAAACAAGAAGUGCAACGAAACUCAAAACUAGUGUUAAUUUGUGUAAUGUGCAUCGCAAUGAUUGUAAACGAGCAAAAGCAAAGAAUUCGUCAAUCAACAAAAUCGUGUUAUUCAAUUCAACGUAAUUUGUUAAACAAUUGCCGCCGCAUGGCGAAAUGCCGACGACAUUUUUCGGUUAGUUGCUGUUAUCAUUAUUUACAACAGAAUCGCGUUUUUCUGUUGUUCGUAGUCUGCAAUUUGUUGCUGCUAUCUGCGAAUCACAGCGAUGCGCAGCUGUUGAUAAAUGUACAAAAUCAGGGCGGCGAGGUGAUACAGGAGAGUAUCACGUCCAACGUUGGCGAGGAUUUGAUUACGCUGGAGUUCCAGAAGACCGACGGCACCCUCAUCACCCAACUCAUCGACUUUCGCAAUGAGGUGCAAAUCCUGAAAGCUCUGGUGCUGGGCGAGGAGGAGCGCGGCCAGAGUCAGUAUCAGGUGAUGUGCUUCGCGACCAAAUUCAACAAGGGCGACUUCAUCUCGUCGGACGCGAUGGCCAAGCUGCGCCAGAAGAAUCCCCACACGAUACGCACCCCCGAGGAGGACAAGGGCCGCGAGACGUACACGAUGAGCAGCUGGGUCCAGUUGAAUCGCUCAUUGCCCAUCACUCGCCAUCUGCAAUCCCUUUGUGCGGAGGCCACCGAGGCCACCUAUGUCCGGGAUGUGGACCUCAAGGCGUGGGCGGAACUGCCAGGUUCGUCGAUUUCGAGCCUGGAGGCAGCCACCGAAAAGUUUCCUGAAGCGCUGUCGACACGUUGCAACGAGGUGAGCAGUCUGUGGGCGCCGUGCCUCUGCACGCUGGAGACCUGCAUCGGUUGGUAUCCCUGCGGCCUGAAGUACUGCAAGGGUAAGAGCAAUGGCGAUACAUCGGCAGCGGGUGGCGGGCAACAGGGUCAGUUGCAACAGCAGCAGCAGACGAAUUAUCGUUGCGGGAUCAAGACGUGCCGCAAGUGUACACAGUUCACCUAUUAUGUGCGACAGAAACAGCAGUGCCUCUGGGAUGAAUGACGACGCGGCGACUGGCAGCGACUGCGACAGUUGCACAUGCUGCAGAUGCGCUGCGUCAAGCAGCUGCUGCUGCCAUGCAAAACUCAAACUCAAAUACGAGCAACGACAAUAACAACUGCACAAACUGCAACAACAACAAAAACAACGACCAACAAAUUACGCCAACUGCUUUUGUUGGUGCAACAGCAGAUGCCUUUUGCACUGUGGAGCUUUCCGGUCCAUCACAUUUCCCAUCAGCAACAACAAACUGUCGCUCAAUCCCAUGUUGAUGCUCAUCAUCAUCAUCAUCAUCAUCAUCAGCAGCAGCAACAACAACCUCAUCAACAUCAUCAGCAACAACAGCAGCAGCAGCAUCCAUCAACAAUGGCCGCCAUCCUGGCGUGAUAAUGCCUCUGAAAAUCGGACUCAGACACACACAACACUCUAUUUUUUUUUUGCUGUACAUAAUGUAUAUAUACUACUGUUUAGUAUAUAGCCAAGCUAAACUUACGCUUAUGCCGUUUAGGUUAGUCAACAAAAAAAAUGAGCAAAUCACAUUUUAAUUAUACCUGAAUCAUUGCCAUUCAUAAUACAAAUUGUUCUCAUUUCUAUAAUAAUUAUUUUUGCUUUUGUUAAGAUGUUUUUUGAAUGUUCAUGUUCAUGUUCAAGUAAAAUGAACAUUUGUAUUCCACUUUCAGUCAGCUUGUUACUUACAUUUUUGUAUAAAUAUUAUUUGAUUUUAUUCAGAAUUUUAUGCCACGUUGAAGUCAUAUUACAAGAACUGUUGCUCUUUGAUCUUCCUACUUAAAUUACACAAUUUUUUUUGCAUACAUUCUUGCUGCUCUUUCCAUUGUUUACACACUCAAAUUCAUUACUUUAAUUACACUUUUUUUUAGCAUUUUUCUGACACACUUUUACUUAAAUUUUUGCCGUUUCCUAUGAACACUUUUUACAUUCAAACUUUUUCAGUUCCUUAUGAAAUCGUCCUUUAUAAUAAUUUACUUAUUUAAGCCUAUUAUUAUGAAAAAUUCAUGUUGCCUAAACUCGUUUCAUAUUCAAUCCUAAAACUCCAACUUUUAUGCUUGAGUUCCUCAUUUCCUUAUUUAUACAUUUCGGAGAACUUUUUCUUAUUAUCUUUCCGGCUUUGUUUAUCUUUACUGUCUGCAUUCAAUAAUGGCUAAUUAGGUUUAUUUACAGAGUUCGACACAUUUCUUCGCUCAUUUGUCAUAAUUAAUGUGUACAUAAUACAAAUGUUUAUCGCUUCAUUAAAUAUUCGGGCUUAAAGCUUACACCUCAAUCAUAUUAUUAUUUUACGCAACAAAAAAUAAAGAAGAAAAACAUAAACAGCUCAAGUACUAAAUUUCAUCUAGCAUUUAGAAUUGAACAAAUAUUUAAAUAUAUUUAAAGAAGAUAAAAAUAAAUUAAAUGUGGCCUUAGCAUAUUUUAUGAGCGCAACUAGAAAAGAAGUUUGUAAAAUUAAGGGAUUUGACAUAAAAUACACAGAAUUAAUUGUACUAUCUGAAUUGUGCUCAUAAUAGAAAUAAAGAAAACGUUUACUUUCCAUUUAAGGUUAGUUUUUAAAGAGUUCUAAAUAUACUUUAUUGAUACUAACCGAAA
Drosophila grimshawi is the source of this 2716-nucleotide messenger RNA. RefSeq names its product out at first protein (gene oaf). The transcript is spliced from 4 exons. Lineage: Eukaryota; Metazoa; Arthropoda; Insecta; Diptera; Drosophilidae. The record is from RefSeq and is a predicted model, not a curated record.